Messenger RNA from Vicia faba (fava bean), 288 nucleotides. The record is from the annotation of a GenBank genome assembly. Lineage: Eukaryota; Viridiplantae; Streptophyta; Magnoliopsida; Fabales; Fabaceae.
AUGCCUGUUCAGCAUCAAGGUGAUUCCAACACUAGUAAUAUUGGGUUUCCUUUGCAAGAUUUUAAGCAUGUGCCAAUGAAUUUCUGCUUAGAUGAGAUUGGUGGAAAUAGUUAUGGUAAUGAAGGAAGGGUUUUGUUUCCUUUUGAGGAUUUAAAACAAGUUUCUAGCAAUAAUAACACAACAUUGGGUUUGGAUCAGAAUAAUGAUAAUAAAGGAGAUCAACAAGGUUAUACAAGUGGAUUUUGGAAUGACAUGUUGGGAGGAGGAGGAGGAUAUCAUAGUAAUUGA